Molecule: messenger RNA, 1847 nt
Organism: Tetranychus urticae (two-spotted spider mite)
Lineage: Eukaryota; Metazoa; Arthropoda; Arachnida; Trombidiformes; Tetranychidae
Gene: Myb
Product: proto-oncogene like protein Myb
Biological process (GO): positive regulation of transcription by RNA polymerase II; mitotic cell cycle
Cellular component (GO): nucleus
Molecular function (GO): RNA polymerase II cis-regulatory region sequence-specific DNA binding; DNA-binding transcription factor activity, RNA polymerase II-specific
Source: RefSeq, a predicted model, not a curated record
UGCCUGUUUCAACCAAUCCUGUUUAGUUUAAGCUCUUCAAGUUUCUCUGCAACUUCUCUCUUGUAUCUUUAGUUUUGCAUCACCUUUCUAUGGAGGAUCUAGUUUACCCACAAAAGCCCAUUACAUUUUAUCCUCAUCAAUUAUUUUUGCUCUUUGUUUUCUCUGCCUUUUCCCCUCUUUAUUAAUUUCUUAAUCUUUAAUUAUGGUUGAUCAACCUCUUGAUCAGGUCAAUAUCGAUACCAAUUUACCUCAACUAAGAUUAGGUGAAGACUCGCAACCUGGUGAAAAUUCUUUCUCGUACAAUGAAGCCGGAUCAUCAAGUCAAUCUGGCAGACCAAUAAAUCGAUGGACCAAAGAGGAAGAUGAAUUGGUGAUUCGCCUUGUGGAAAAGUAUGGUCCCAAAAAAUGGACUGUGAUUGCUCGAGAACUCAAAGGCAGAAUUGGAAAGCAAUGUCGAGAAAGGUGGCACAAUCAUUUAAACCCACAAAUAAUUAAAUCUUCUUGGACGGAUGAGGAGGAAAGGACAAUAAUCGAAGCUCAUCGUACAUGGGGAAACCAAUGGGCUAAAAUCGCCAAGUUGUUACCUGGAAGAACGGAUAAUGCGAUUAAAAAUCACUGGAACUCUACAUUGAAACGAAAAGCCGAAGCUUUAGAAAGGGGUUCACCAGUUCCACAGCCACGUCGUAAACGUCGUAAAAAGCAACAUGUUGAUCUGGAUGACUCUGCAGUUCCAUAUGAACAUCAAUCGAUGUCAAUGUUCUUCAAUGACAGUACCAACGAGAACAAUGACCCUGAUACCACCUCAGUGAAGCAAGAACCGCGCCAAGAAAGUUACACAGAACAAGAGAAUGUAUAUAAUAAUCAAGAAAAUGUAUAUGAUCAAGAAAAUGGAUACACUCAGCAUGUGGAACCAAGAUACUUAAGUUUUGCUCAUGAUUCUACAUAUUUUAGCCAGUCCUCAUCUUAUUCUAAUCAGACCAGCAAUUCAUUGCAUGACUUAAAUUUAACCAAUGAUAAUAAUCGUGUCCCUCUCGGUGAUUUGAAAGUGAUACCUCAGGAUUACGACGAACUCAACGAUUUAAGUGAUCUAUUACCACCUCUUAAUGCUGAGAUGCUCAAAAAAGAAGGAGUCGACAUUUCUGGUUUUGAACCUGAAUCGUUUCAUGAAAAUUUCCUUAUGGAAAUGUUGGAUUCAAUUGAUACUUCUCCAUUAUCUUUAAGUUCUUUUGAGCUAUCUCAUAAUGAACCUAGAAAGAUCCAAAGAUGCAACAAAGAUACUCGCCGUCGAUCAGGUCCGGCUCGCAAAUUGGACUGGGAAAAGGUUACCUUGGGCAGAACUCCUGAUCAAAUUGAAUUGACUCAACAAGCGCGUGCAUACCUUAAUUCUCAAUAUCUGCAUUAAUACUUAAUUGAAACUUAUUGUUUUACUUUUCUACUCAAACUCUCAAUGAGAGAUGAAGAUAUCACGUUAACAGAUUGCUUAAUACCUUGGUAAACCAAAUAGUGAUUUUUGGCAUGAGUACCAACCUCUAAAUUAGUCUUCAGUGGUUCACAAACAGUCAAAAAACAACAAAAAAAAUAUUUUCGUAAACUCACAUCACUUCACUAUAUCCAACCACCUAUACACAUUGCACCGGAGCGCGGAAAAAUAUUGAUCUAUUAUAUUUUUACACUUAAUUUAAUACAAAUACUCGCAAAAAAUAGGUUGCAUUUUUGACUUGAAUCUUGUCAAUUAACUUAAUCGUGGGCCAACAAAAAAAAAUUUAUAUAUUCUCACUAAAUGUUGAAUGGAUGUAUAUUUUGGAAUGCUCUUUUUUGCGCUCAUCAAUAAAAGAUUAGCCAAGCAA